Molecule: messenger RNA, 1384 nt
Organism: Arabidopsis lyrata subsp. lyrata
Lineage: Eukaryota; Viridiplantae; Streptophyta; Magnoliopsida; Brassicales; Brassicaceae
Product: putative F-box protein At1g71320
Exons: 3
Coding region: 16-963 (315 amino acids)
Molecular function (GO): protein binding
Source: RefSeq, a predicted model, not a curated record
UAGAGGGCGAAAACGAUGGCAAAAUGGGGAAAUGAGGAUUUAGUGAAAGAUGAGAUCCUCCAACACCUUCCUGUGAAAUCUCUGAUUCGAUUCAAGUCGGUAUCCAAACAAUGGAGAUCGAUGAUCGAAUCUACCUAUUUCGUUAGAAAACAUUUGGUUUGUCCUUUCUCAAACCCGAAAAUUGUUGUUGGAUCAAGGACUCAUGAUGACGACAACUCGCUAACUAUUCUUCUAGAGACUUUUUCAAGAGAUCAUCAAGGCGAAAUCGACACACAAAUCAGUCGUUCUCCUUGCUCUUACAUUUUUCAUGGUCCAAGAACAGUGGGUCCAACUAUAACCAUAUGUAAAGUUAUAGGGUCUUGUGACGGUUUGGUCUGCAUCCAAGAGUUAAGGAAUCGGAAAAAUUUAGAACCAAGUGUAUACAUAAUCAACCCCGCGACAAGAGAGCACCGGAAACUUUAUCCAACGCAGUUGCAACACGUUCCAGAUUUUAUGCCUCUAUUGCUAUUUUGCAUUGGAUUUGGGAAAGACAUAGUAACAGGAACAUACAAAACGAUAAAUAUAAAUUGCUACAAACGUCUCGAUGAACAUGCUAUGCUUCUCAAGACCUCGGUUUUGAACCUCGACAAUGGCAGCGAACAAAGACAGAUUGGUGUUUUCCCUGUUUCCAACAUGGAAAUUUCUAAUGAGCAAACAUCAGUCUUUGCAAAUGGAUCCGUCUUUUGGUUGACACAACGUUAUCACAAGUCAUCAUCAAAAACGCCUAUUAAGUUAGUAGCGUUGGAUCUUCACACUGAAACCUUUAGUAGAGUAUCUUGGCCGAGUUGGUAUGACGAACAACAUAGUCACAAAAUGAGAUUAUGUAGUUUGAAAGAUCGUUUAUGUCUAUCGAACGUGCUACAAUACCCGGAUGUGGAUGUAUGGUCAUUGAAGAUGGAAGACUCAAUUGAGAAAUGGGAGUAGAUCUUUUCCAUUAAUGUCACAAGUAUUGGUCGGUUAGCUACAAAGUUUUGGAUGAUCGGUUUAGAAGCUGCAAAAUUUAGGCCUAAAGAAGGAAAUAUUGAUGUGGACCAAAUCCCGUUCCAUAGUUCGACAACCGCUUUGUAUACCGAUACCUUAGUUUCUCCUUAUCAAGAGAUCUAAUUAAGUUUAAUUCGAUUUAAUGUUGUUGCUUUUUCUUUUCGUUGAUUACUCUAGAUUAAAGAUAAAUGGCUUUUAUAUAAGUAUAACAUCGAUCACAUUAACAAUAUAAAGUCGUUUUUUUGUUUUUCCCUCUUCUUCUUCAAUGUAUGAUACAACUAUAAUUAAUAAAGAAGUCGUUUGAGAUUUCAGAGCAUGCAUAAAAGUUUUGUAAUGGUAUAUAACUCAUUCUGAUUACCAUAGU